Nylanderia fulva is the source of this 2387-nucleotide messenger RNA. RefSeq names its product transmembrane protein 47. The record is from RefSeq and is a predicted model, not a curated record. Gene Ontology annotation, biological process: cell-cell adhesion. Gene Ontology annotation, cellular component: membrane; cell-cell junction. NCBI's taxonomy places the organism in Eukaryota, Metazoa, Arthropoda, Insecta, Hymenoptera, Formicidae.
UGGGCGCAGCCUCCCUGGAACUUGGAAUCCGCGAAUUGCUUCCUCCCAAUCCCCAGUUCUCGCGGAGAGUGUGUUCUCGGUUUUGAGAGACGCGGUUUCCACUCUCUCUCUUUCUUUCUCUUUUCAUCUCUACACCUCUUCCCCUUUAUUCUUGUUUUUUUUUCGCGUAUUGCAUAUUAUCGCGAGAAUAAUUAUUAAAAAUAUCUGUCCGUUCGGCGCGUUGACGCCAACCGAACACUGCCAUUGUGGAUCUGUCAUUCCGUCCGCUCUCCGAAAAAAAGAGGAAAAAAAAGAGAAGGAAAAUAGUUCGCGCCGAGGGUUGCCCUCGUCCGAUAAUACUGCAGACCAGCCGCGAUGAAAGCCGUUGACCCGCGCGCCCGUUAAUCAACCCUCUCUUCCUUCUCCCCUUCUCCUCCCCCUACUAUGCGAAAUCACAAUCACGAUCGUCGCGCGAAACCCUCGGUGUACGUUGUUUUACGACCCGCGGCGUAUCUCGGUGCUGCUUGAGGAGAUUUCGCGACUCUCCGUCUCUUUCUCUCUCUUUCGACGCAGCGUCUAUCUGUCAAACGUGAAACGUCAAAAAAAAAAAAAAAUUGGUGGAGGACGAUGUCUUGCGAACGCCGCUCCGCAAUGAUGUCGAUCGCUCGUCUUUAAGAGUCUCUAUCUCUUUCGCGAUCUAGACUUGAGAAGUUGCACUGUUCGUCGUGAGUGUUUUUACACUUGGAUUGUGAGUUCGGGAAAAUAAAAUGAUUAUGUAUACGGUCGCGGAAGAUCACAUGGGCGAUAACGAGAUCGCGCAGGUAAUUGCAUUUAUAUGUGGUAUCAUUGUGGUGUUGCUGAUGAUAAUGGGUCUGGCAUCGACUGACUGGCUAAUGGCUCUGGGAUGGAGACAGGGCUUGUUCGCUCAUUGUAUCGAAGAGGGUGCUCCAACGCCACUUCCCUUUAACAUGCCCGAUCCUCCGGGAUGUUAUCCUGCAAGAGACACAGCUUACAUAAAAGCAGCUGCAGCCUUAUGUGUAGUUUGCCUUCUAACAGACAUUGCUGCAACAAUUCUCACUGGUCUAGGUUUACGUACACAGGACCACAGAGACAAGCACAAAUAUUAUAGAUUUGCAGUGUUUUGUAUGGCUAUUGCAUUGGUGUCUCUCUUGAUAGCGCUGAUCAUAUACCCCAUAUGUUUUGCAGCAGAACUGAAUUUUGGAAACCGAACCAAUUGGGAAUUUGGUUGGGCAUAUGGCGUUGGUUGGGGUGCAGUCAUUUUUCUGGUUGGAGGAGCAGUACUGCUGUUAUGCGAGAAGGAAAGCGAAGAAAUUUAUUACAAGGAAAAGAAGACUGUUCGUGAUGAUAUAGGAAGUGGUGGUUCCAUGAUCGGUAUGGGACAUCACGGCGGACGAAGUGGAACGCAGCUAGCCUAGUGGCAUUGCUCCCUGCCCGAUGUUGUUCUCUAGGUGAUUUAUUUUAUCUUUUUCUGUUCUCACAGUUCAUACAUGCGCAUACGAAAAGACAUACAAAGGCUUAUAAGACAGGUUUCUUGAUAGUGUUUUUGACUCUAAUGCAAAGAAAACUAUCCUUACAGAUUCUCUGACAAAAUACUUUCCUCAACCUUAAUACUCAAAUAUGAAAACACAUUAACAGGUUUAUCAUAAUUAUAUAUAUGAGAGUAAAAAUAAAAAUAAUCUUUUGCGAAUUAAUGUUUAUAUACAUAAAAAGUAGAAAAUUUUCGCAUUUAUUAUUAAGUUCUAAGUUAUAACAGAAAAAAUUUACUAUCGAGAUCCAAUAUUAAACAUUGAUAAGAAAAAGAAGGACAUUUGUUGAGAAACUUAAGAGACUUAAAUAAUCAAAGAAUCUGUAAGUCAGUUUUUAUUGUAGUUGGAUAUUUGAAGAUAUCUGGAAUAGACAUAAUUUGAGUUUAUUAGACGGAUGUGUAUUUGAGUUAUUAUCAGUUUGACAUAAGAUCAUAAUAUCUCGUUAAAAAGAGUAACAAGCAUUUUCAUCUUCUCAUUUUAGACUAUUUCUUAUUUAUCAGUCACAACUUUUAUACCAACAAUUUCGGGACCAUUAUCAGCUUAAUUCUGUUAAUAUAUUUCCAUAUAUUUUCUACAUUUUGCAUAAUCUUGCACAAUUUUAUAUACAUGUGUAUGUUUUUUUUACUGCGAUUUAUAAUUGAAGGCUUAUCUGCGACAUAUAAUGUGAAAGCAUAUAAUGCGUAAACGCUGCAUUUAUUGUCCAGAAACUAAAUUAAUAAGAAUAUCAUACCGAGUCUCUGGGUAUUAUAUACAAAACAAUUCAAGCAGGAAUUUUAUGUUUUUUCUUCUUGCAUAAAUAACGAAGUAUGUACACACAUAACUGUUAUCAAUUAAUUCACAAAUAAACUUUAUAUUUUUUUA